Populus euphratica (Euphrates poplar) is the source of this 510-nucleotide messenger RNA. RefSeq lists its product as uncharacterized. The transcript has 3 exons. The record is from RefSeq and is a predicted model, not a curated record. Lineage: Eukaryota; Viridiplantae; Streptophyta; Magnoliopsida; Malpighiales; Salicaceae. The coding region runs from base 1 to 510 and encodes 169 amino acids.
AUGGAGUAUAGAGGUUUGAUCCACCAGCAUCCAUUGAUGAAAAAUGAGGUGACGUUUGUGCUGAUUCGAUGCGAAGCAUGCGGGGAGUUCUUCCAGGGCACAACCUCCACUUGCAGCGAAUGUGCGUUCAACAUACACGAAUCCUGUGUAGAGUUUCCGCAGGAAUUCCAAGAUCCUUACCACCAGCACCGUCUCACUUUGGUUAAGACAAAUGGGAUGGAUCACCUUUUAAUUAAAUGCCUUGUCUAUAGCGAAAAUCAUUUUGGGUUUUCUUUUCACUGUCAAAAUUGCAACUUCGAUCUGGAUUUAAAACGUGCUUUUCAGAAACUGGCCAUAAUUGAAGGAUAUGUGGAGAACCCUCCUCUGGCGCGCUAUAUGGCUGCGAUCUCUGCAUCUUCUAUCUGCACCGAUCAUUGCACUGUAUCCUCUCUUCCUGGAAUCCCGAGGUCAGCAACAGUUUCACCGUUUCAGCUAUGGGCAUCCCUUGAAGCUUAUGGAGAUAAAGCAUGA